Molecule: messenger RNA, 348 nt
Organism: Zingiber officinale
Lineage: Eukaryota; Viridiplantae; Streptophyta; Magnoliopsida; Zingiberales; Zingiberaceae
Product: elongation factor 2-like
Exons: 3
Coding region: 1-348 (115 amino acids)
Biological process (GO): translational elongation
Cellular component (GO): cytosol; ribonucleoprotein complex
Molecular function (GO): translation elongation factor activity; GTPase activity; ribosome binding
Source: RefSeq, a predicted model, not a curated record
AUGAAGUUCUCCGAGAGCUCCAACUACUAUGGAUGCUCUAAGAGUGUGCUGGAUGGGCAAGAUGCAAGAGUAGUAGAUGCUCAUCCUAUCAGAGCUAUGAAGUUUUCAGUUUCUUCUGUGGUUCGUGUUGCAGUGCAAUCCAAAUCAGGUCCCAUGGUGGUGUGUACAAUCGAAGAAUCUGGUGAGCACAUUGUUGUUGGUGCUGGUGAGCUACAUCUUGAGAUCUGCUUGAAAGAUUUGAAGGAAGAUUUCAUGGGAGGAACAAAGACCAUUGUUUCAGAUCCAGUGGUUUCUUUCCGUGAAACUGUGUUGGAGAAAUCAAAUAGGACUGUUAUGCGAACUACCUAG